Molecule: messenger RNA, 2061 nt
Organism: Corapipo altera (White-ruffed manakin)
Lineage: Eukaryota; Metazoa; Chordata; Aves; Passeriformes; Pipridae
Gene: DMBX1
Product: diencephalon/mesencephalon homeobox 1
Exons: 5
Coding region: 88-1176 (362 amino acids)
Biological process (GO): regulation of transcription by RNA polymerase II
Molecular function (GO): RNA polymerase II transcription regulatory region sequence-specific DNA binding; DNA-binding transcription factor activity, RNA polymerase II-specific
Source: RefSeq, a predicted model, not a curated record
GAUGGAUGGGAGACAUGCUGUUGGUUGGAGCUAUCCCAAUCUGUUCAGGGAUAACAGGGUUUCUGUUCCUGGCUGGUUUAUGUCACCAUGCAGCACUAUGGAGUGAACGGCUACUCCCUGCACGCCAUGAACUCGCUGAGUGCCAUGUACAACCUGCACCAGCAGGCAGCUCAGCAAGCCCAGCACGCCCCCGACUACCGGCCCUCGGUGCACGCCCUCACCCUGGCAGAGAGACUGGCUGACAUCAUUUUGGAGGCACGUUAUGGAUCCCAGCACCGCAAACAAAGGCGAAGUCGCACGGCUUUCACUGCCCAGCAGCUGGAGGCACUGGAGAAGACCUUCCAGAAGACUCACUACCCAGAUGUGGUGAUGAGAGAGCGGCUGGCUAUGUGCACAAACCUACCUGAAGCCAGAGUCCAGGUGUGGUUCAAGAACCGGAGAGCCAAGUUCCGGAAGAAGCAGCGGAGCCUGCAGAAAGAGCAGCUGCAGAAGCAGAAGGACUGUGAAGGGAACCACAGUGAGGGCAAGACGGAGCCGCCUGUGCUGGAGACCCAGGCCACCACCCCAGACACCGAGAAGGUCCAGAGCCUCCCCAGCGAGGUUGGCACAGACCUCAACCUGACCCUGUCAGAGCAGUCGGCCAGCGAGUCGGCACCAGAGGACCAGACCGACAGAGAGGAGGAGUUUAAGAGCACCUUGGAUGAGGCUAAAGUGGACAAGAGCCCUGGUGUGGACAGCAAGGCUUUGAACUGCAAGAGAGCGAGCCCAAAAGCAGAGUCCCCUAUCAGCGCGACUGUGACGCCUUCAUCCAGCAGUGGCCUGGCUCAGACUCACUCCUACUCCUCCUCACCCCUGAGCCUCUUCCGCCUGCAGGAGCAAUUCCGCCAGCACAUGGCAGCCACCAACAACCUGGUCCAUUACUCCUCCUUUGAAAUGGGGACACCGUCUGCCAUGCCCUACUUGGGCAUGAACGUCAACAUGGCGCCACUGAGCUCUCUGCACUGUCAGUCCUAUUACCAGUCGCUCUCCCACGCUCAGCAGGUCUGGUCCUCACCCAUCCUGCAGGCCUCCAGCUCCCUUCCAAGCCUGAACAGUAAAACGACGAGUAUUGAGAACCUAAGGCUCCGGGCAAAGCAGCACGCCGCGUCCCUCGGGCUCGACACCCUGCCCAACUGACUGCCAGAGGAGCUACCAUUGCCCACGAGAAGAUGCACCAGAGGUUGGCACUAGACAUGUCACUCCUUGAAUCCCCACGGACUCCCAUCUCUUCCUGGAGUAAGGUGCUCCCUUUCAGGGAAGACUUUGCAUUUAUUAACGUCUUAUUAGCACCACGAUUGCAUCAGACAUUGCUACCGGCCUGGUCUUCGCUAACUGUUUAAGGAGGAAGGGGGAGAGGAUUUAUGUUCAGACAGAUGAGCUGUCCUCUGGACUGCCAUGAGUUAAGCCUGAAACGUUCAGGAGGAGCCCCCUCUCCUCAUCCCCAAGAUAAGGUGCCAACUGUGUUAUAUUCACCUUUUUUUUGUUGUUGUUGCAUUCUUUGGGGAAAGAAAGAGCCCUGCUUUGUCUUGUAUAUAGUUUAUAAUGUUGACAGCACCCAUCACUCGUGUGUUACUGUCAGUGUUACAGAACUGUGACCUCUUUUGCUUUUAUUUCCCCUUCCUUCUCAAUUUUAGUAGCUAGUAUCAAAGUUACAAUCAGCCACCCUCCCAGCCUCAGCUGGUAGCUAGUUGCUCUUCUUGGGUCAGCAUCCUAAAGGUGUUUCUGAGGAAGAGAAAUGAUUGUGCACUUCACCACUCCACUUCUCCCUUCUCUGCUAAAGCUAAUUUUAUAACAGCUGGGAAAUGAUCUGAAGGUGAAUUUCCUGUUUAAGCACUUCCUAUAAGGCAAGCAUUUUUCAUUUACUUUUUAAUAGCACUUGUUUAAAGAGGACAACAUGUUGGCUAAAUGCUGCUGGCUGGGAGAAAAUAAAGGCCAAAUUCACAGGAUUAUUUUUGAUCUAUAUUGUUUCCUCACUGAUCUGCAGUGAAGUGUAAACUCUAUUCACAAAUUUCGGGGUUUUCU